Messenger RNA from Stegodyphus dumicola, 6303 nucleotides. RefSeq names its product myocyte-specific enhancer factor 2C-like. Gene Ontology annotation, biological process: cell differentiation; positive regulation of transcription by RNA polymerase II. Gene Ontology annotation, molecular function: RNA polymerase II cis-regulatory region sequence-specific DNA binding; histone deacetylase binding; DNA-binding transcription factor activity, RNA polymerase II-specific. NCBI's taxonomy places the organism in Eukaryota, Metazoa, Arthropoda, Arachnida, Araneae, Eresidae. The record is from RefSeq and is a predicted model, not a curated record.
GUAGGCCUGCAAACUAGUUGCUAUUGGAAAGACCUCCACGAUACUGUCUUUAUCAAGGAAGACGAACCUUCAGUGCAGUGACCAAACCAUCUACCUGCAAUAGCUGAGUGAAUAGAACCCUUGUAAAAGACUGAUUGAUGUGGCUUUAGAAAGAAAGCAAAGAGUGUGACAGGACUCUUGAUAGUUUCCUUAUUUUGAUCUCUUCAGCUAACCAUGGGUCGGAAAAAGAUUCAGAUUUCUCGCAUCACAGAUGAAAGAAAUAGACAGGUUACAUUUACAAAGAGGAAAUUCGGAUUGAUGAAAAAAGCUUAUGAACUGAGCGUUUUGUGUGACUGUGAAAUAGCACUUAUCAUCUUCAAUAGUACCAAUAAAUUGUUCCAGUAUGCUUCCACAGAUAUGGAUAAAGUACUUCUGAAGUACACGGAGUACAAUGAGCCUCAUGAAAGCAGGACUAAUAGUGAUAUUGUAGAGGCUUUAAGUAAAAAAGAACACAAAAAUUCAACCAAUGGUUGUGAUAGUCCUGAGCCUGAUCAAGAAUAUGCUUUAACACCAAGGACUGAGUCCAAGUACAAUAAGAUAAAUGAAGAAUUUGAAAUGAUGAUGCAAAGAAAUGUUCAACUGAACGGAAAUCGAGGACAGCCAUCUCUAAGUCAGACAUUAGGCCCAAUGUCAGUAACACCACUGAAUAGCAGCUUUUUAAACCCAAGUGCAGAAAGUCUAAUGGGAUCUUCUCAAAUUCCUCCUCACAGCAACAUAAGUCCUAGACCUGGAUCUUCAGGUCUUCUUGACAUUAAUGGCGUCACUGCUAAUGGUUAUCAUCGUUCAAUUUCACCAUCACUUCCCGGAAACAGCUCUCCAAUAAUGAUGAAUAAACAAGUAAACAAACAGCAUUCACCACCAGGAAACAGAUCCAAUUUACGUGUUGUUAUUCCUAAUUCUCAUGCCAAUUCUACAAUGAAUGCACGGCCGACAAAUAACUCUAUGGGGAAUCAAGUUGGAAACGUAAGCACACCAUCUAUACCAAGCAUGGCUUAUCCGUCCAAUCUUACAUCGUCUUUCCCUCCAAGUCGUUGUUAUUUUCCAGAUGACUUUCAGCUUGGUUCAGAUUUGGGAUUAUCAGGGUUCAACUCUCCCAGUUUAUUGCAAAAUUGGUCUCAAGGCCCUUUAUCUGGAGUUCAAGGGCUCUCACAUUCAAGCCCUAGCUCUACUAUUAGCAGCUUACCUCAUCUUUCAGUUAGUAGUGCAACACCGCCCCCAUCAUCAUCUCCUCUUCCAAUCAAAAUCAAAAGUGAACCAAUAUCUCCUCCUCGUGAUAAUUCAACUCUUAGUCUUCACCGGCCACCUUCAGUUCAAGGUCAUUUGUCACCAGGCCAUUCACUUGCUCCUUCAACAUCUUCUUCACCAGAUCCUAAUAUGGACUAUGAUCCUCACAUCAGCAAGAGGCCACGACUCACUGCAGAUGGAUGGGCGACGUAGUACAGGACGCAAAUAAAUGUGAAUAAUCAUUCUGUGUAUUUUGGUGAUGAACUGCGAAGGCAUUUGGUGCAAGCAUGAGCAUCAUCUUCAUAAACUUAUAUAUUAUAAAUAUUUUUAAGAGAAAAAGACUCUGGUGCAUUAAGUGUUUGCAUUGAUAGUAAAUGUAAAUGAAGAAAUAUAUACAUUUAGUUAUAAAACAUUUUUUGGUCACGAAGAGAUCCAUCAUCAAAUCAAAAUAACAUCAAAUACUGAAGUGGUAUAGAUAUUUUACCCAUGAAUGCUUCUUUAAAGCUACAUUGUUUAUGAUAGAGAUGUGAGAUUCCUGGACUAAAGAUAUGAUAUCCUGGUUCAGCAAAUAGUUCCUCUAUUCUCCAGAUCAUAUCAUGGAAAAGUGUGGAAGAAAUGGAACUAAGAAUUCUAUCUGGCCUAUUCUUUGUAAUUACGAUCUUGUGCACAGCAGAUUCAUUGUUAACUGUUUCAUAGUGAUAUUGCCAUCAACAUAAUGUAGAAUAACAUUCAUAUCAUAAAAUUGACAAUGUGAAGUGAUCUUAAUGAUUGUUGUUGGCAACCCAAAUGUUUUAUAUGUUGUUAGUUUGCAAUGACAUCUGAUUGUUUUACUAGACUUGACUCAGAUAUAUGGAGAGAAUCUAUUUUCAUUAGCGACAUUCCCCUGUGGUUGCCUUUGGUGAGUAUGUAUAAAACAAAUUUAUCAUGAAAAGUAUUUGUAAUAGUAGAAGCUAGUGUGGAAACAUGUCAAAAGCUUUUGUUUCUAGUACUUAAGCAUUUUUUAGCAUUUUCGUCGUAAUGAUGUAGUGCCUAACAGUGAUCUGGUCUAGUGUUACUGUGGAGAGAGAGAUCUCAAUGAAGAUUGCUUUCACUUUUCUGACAGCACUCCAUAUUUUGUGUACCAAGGCUGCUUGUAUUAGUCAAAAUUUUUCGUAUGAUAUAUGUGCUAUUUAAAACGUGAAGUGCUCUGGUAGUAUUUAAUCAUUGAAUCAUUCCCCUAAUAUGCUUGCUAUUGAGAAUUUUGUGAAAACCUAUUGUAAUUUCCUUUUGUGGAAUGUUGCUUGUUUUGUGGCCAGUAGAGGUUUAUAUAUCUAGUUUCUUUAAAGAAAGCAGUUGAAUAAUAUUGUGUUUUUGUAUUAGAGGCAUUAUUCUCAAAUACUAAAAAAUACAUGGAGGAGCCAGCUUCUUAGCCUAUGAAGUAAAGCAUCACUUAUUUAGACAUAUUUAUAUUUCAUAACCUCAUAGAAUUAAUAAUUGCUAGUUAUAGCAUAGAAAAACUAGAAUUUAAUACGUAUAGUUGUUCUAAGAAAAGGUUUUAGGCUACAGACAGGAAAGACAUUUAGGGGUCGAAUGUAUACUUUUAUUUUAUCCUGAGAGCGAAUCCAGAUUUGACGACUGUCCAAGUUUCUUGCUAUAGAUGUGACAAUCAUGACUGUUGACUACUGUGAAUCUGAAACACUUUGCCUUCCUUGCCUGCUCACUGGCCCAACAGUGUUAGAUAUUCAUGCACUAAGCCUUGAUACAUGAAAGGAGAUAUCUGAUAAAUCAGUGCCUAUGUCUUUUGCACAAGUAGUUAAUAUAUACAUAGAGAUUUUUCGAUUGGUUCAGAUGUAUUAUAUAUAUACAAACUUUGGUGGAAACAAUACUGGUUUUGUUUUAAGCCAUUAGAAAUAAACUAAUGAUUACUCUAUAAAUAUAUUAAACAUAUUUAGUCAAUGACAUGCAGCUUAUGGUAUGUUAAACAAUACAUUGGGAAGUAUAGAAAAUUUUCAAAUGAUAAAUUUCCUUGAUCAUAACUGAAAAAUAUUAGAAUCACAGUGUUUUAAUUUGUUUGUGAAAUAAUUUUUCCUACAUGUGAUAUAGUGAUGAAAAAAUCGAAAAACGCCUGCAUAUAAAUUCAAAAGAUGGAAAAAAUUUUAUAGAUUUGGAGCAUUUUUUAGCAUUGUAAAACAAGGUCUAUUCCUUUCGAAAUAAAUGUUUUAAAUAUUUUAGAUGAGAAUGAAAUAUUCUUCUAAAAAUAUCAAAAGUUUAAUAAAAUACUAUUUCAAAAUACUAAAAAAAAUUAAUUUAAUAAGAGUGAAAUCAAUCUUCGAUUUUUGCACUGAAUGGUCCGAGAUAGGCUUAGAGCAUUAAAUUACAAGUACUAAAAAUGCGCCAAGUAACCAUGUAAUUUGAUGCUAAAAUAAAUACUACCAUUAUUACCAUACCUAAACUAGAGAAAAAAUAAGUAAUUGGAUUAAUACAAUGAUAAAAACAAUGGCUUGCAAACCGAAAAUUAUUUUAAGUUGUACCUAAUAAGUUUUAAAAAUCAAAUUGUAUGUAAUAAAUUACAAAGAAAAGAAAACACAACAUAAGUAGUAAAACCAGAGAUCAGAGGCGUUUAUUACCAAGUUCUGAAACAUAACUUUCGUAAAAUGUAUAAAACUUGUGGUAUAAAAUGCAGAUUUUAAGCAUGUGGACGACUGCUGGAACUUCAAAAUUGUUAUAAAAGUCUGUGAAAAAAGCAAUAGUUAAGAAGUGGUCUGAGAAAUAAAUAAAAAGGCAAGUGUGAAGUUUCAAAAAUGAUAAUAUGCUAUGUAGAAACUAAAUAAAUGCUUUUUAUCAAUAAAUAAUUAUAAGAUAUCAAUAAAUGUGCUAUUAGCUGAAGUAAAGUAAAAUUAUUGGUACAAUUCAAAAUGAAAAACAUGAAGUUAUAUAUUGCUGGAUCAAUGUGUAGUACAUAAGAGAACUAUAUACGGCUUAUAUACUCAUAAGUCUAUGAAAAUAUCUAUAUUAAAUGGAACCAACAGUUGAAAUAUAUAUAUGUGGAUGUAUACACCUACGUAUAUAUAGUGCAUAAAUACUUUCAAAACUUCUGUUUUUAUGUGUUUGUCGCAUAUGAAUCUCAUCACACAUUGAUUUUGUAAUAUAUAAUUUCUUGUUUCAUUUUUGUCUCUUUUUAAUUAUUACAAUGAGGUGUAUGCGUAUAAAUUCCUUUAUUUUCUAAUAAGAAGAUGUAAUUUUAUUUACAAAGUGCUAAUAGCAGAGCCAUAUAAAAAACUGCAGAACUUGUAGGAAUCUAUCAUUCUUUUUAGUUCAGAUAAAAGAUAUUUCUAAAACAAUAUUUUAUUAGAAUUUCUUUUUGUUUUCAUAUAAAAUGAAAUUUAGAUAGUCAUACCUUUUCUAAAAUAUUAUUGCAUAGAAAUGCAUCCAGUUUAAUAAGCAUUUUUUUUUAAAGAGGGUUAUAAUUUGUGUCUAUUUUUCUUUUAUUUUAAACCAGAGCAUAUAAGAUGUAUCAAGUUGCUAAAUUGUCAAGCAACUGAAAACCCUGAAUUUUUCAUGCUUUCUUGAAAUAUAUAAUAUAUUUUAUAUAAGAAUUCAACUCUAAAAUUUUAAAAACCACCAUUUUAUGAUUUUCACUUGAAAUUUUUUAAGAAGAAGCCAGCUCUUAUUUUUUCCCUUUCUAACAUUCAUUUAUAGGAACAUAUAGCUUGAACGUUGUUAAAUACAGCAUGCCUUAAAGAACUCUGAAAAAUAUUAUUUUGCUUAAAGAAUUUUAACUACAUGUGUGGUAGAUUUUUAGGACUUAAUGUAACUUUCUGAAUAUGAUUUUGAUUUUGAAACUAUUAUAUUUCCUUCCCCAUUUCACUGAAUUUUAUUUGUUAAUAAAUGCAUUUCAUAGCUUUUAAGUUGCAAUGCAAUAUAAUUAAUGAAGCAUAAGAAAUGUAAUUUUUUAUUGUCGUUUUCUUUAAUAUAUAUUAGUCAAACACAUACACUUUACUAACAGAUAUUAUUAAACAGUUUCCUCGAAUGUUUACAUUAAGUUACUUUAAAAAAUAAUUUGAAGAGAUUUAUUUAAGAAUAAACCAGAUGUUUGGCUAAAAUGGAAAACAAGCUUAAUUAAUUCAUUAAAUCAAUGAAUGUCCUUAUAUGUGUUUAAAAUUUAUUAUGCUGCUCUUCCAUGUGUACAUCUUUCAGAAUUACAUUAUAUAAUCUUUAGCAUAUAGAAUAAGAUUAGUAAUUUUAUAAAAAUUCUAGGAAUAUCUUUCUCAGAAUCAUUAAAAAUGCAUAUCUGACUGUCUUUAGUACAAUUCUAUUUCAAAUGACAUAUCAAAAAUCGAUAACUUUUAUAAGGGUCAAUAUUUUUUCACUUUUGAAAAAACAGUACAAAAUAUAAGAAAUAUUUUUUUAUAAAAGUCAUUUAAAUGCUAAUUUAUCUUUUUCAUUCAAAUUGUAUCAUUAAAGCAAUAUAAAAAAUUAAUAUGGAAUGCAUUGUAAAUGAACAUUUUUAGUUUCUUCAUUAUCUAAGAAAUUAUUUCUCAUCCUUUUAAGAAGUAUAAUUUCAGAAAUAUAUGAAUAGCAAUUUAUGUGCCAUAUCCCAAGUUACAGUUUAUAAAAUAUGAACAGAAACAUAGUGCAAUAUUUGUUUCUAAAACACAGCAAAUUAAAGACUUAAAUUAUGAAUGUAAGUAAAUUAUGCAUUGUACAUAAAAUUUUUAAAUCUGUACUGCCUGCAUUUAAGAAGUGUUGUAAUAUACAGAUUUCCCUAAAAUUAUUUAAAAUGAAAAAUUUAAUAAAUAUUUAUUGUUGAAAAUUUUUUAUUUUUACAGCAAUGUUGAAAAUUAUGUGAAAUUACUAAAAUACUCUUCCUGCCUUAGAGUAUUAGAUGUAUAGUUUUUGUUGCUAAUGAAAAUAAUAUGUGGCUACUUGAACUUUUGUUUAAAGAAUUUCUUUGAAAAAAAGUGUGUAUUUAUGUAUUUGUCUUUGUGUAUUUUUCUUAGGCCCAAUCUUGUUAUAUUUCUGUGCAGUCAAGGAAAUAAAUAAAUAGUAAGAAAUUCAAAA